AUGUGGUCUGCAUCUCGUCCGGUGGAAAAAGGUCAAGCGUCUUAUCGAUGCAAGAAAGCAAUUAUAACACAUGGAAAUAAUUUCAUUGCUUCAGCGGCGCGCAUUCGAGGAAUCAAAAAGGAUAUUUGGGAGACUCUCAAUGAUGCGUUGUCAGAUGAAUCAUUAAGUAGAGGCUGGGCUCAUGAUAGAUUGAAAUUAGGACCCGAAGGAAAAGAUGCAGAAAUGUUUGGUGAAAAGGACAGUUUGGAAAAGCCGCAUUUGGGUUAUACGGUUGAGAGGCUGUGGGGAAUCUUGUUGGGGUGUUCAAAACAGAAGAUUGCUUGGAGAUGUCCUAACUUGUGGAAGGGGUGGAGAAGGGGUUGGGAGAAGGAGGAUUGUGCCUGUAGAGAUUGA
Messenger RNA from Sclerotinia sclerotiorum 1980 UF-70, 393 nucleotides. RefSeq lists its product with no specific name. The transcript has a single exon. The record is from RefSeq and is a predicted model, not a curated record. NCBI's taxonomy places the organism in Eukaryota, Fungi, Ascomycota, Leotiomycetes, Helotiales, Sclerotiniaceae. The coding region runs from base 1 to 393 and encodes 130 amino acids.